Striga hermonthica is the source of this 1806-nucleotide messenger RNA. The record is from the annotation of a GenBank genome assembly. NCBI's taxonomy places the organism in Eukaryota, Viridiplantae, Streptophyta, Magnoliopsida, Lamiales, Orobanchaceae.
AUGUGUUCUUACAAGGUCCCCGAGAAAGCUGCAAAAUUAGCAUGGAUUGUGAGGUCAAACCCCAUGGUCCAUUGGUGGUUCAGAAUCUUGAUGAUGGGCGCUUUUCUUGCUGUUCUGAUUUUCUGGGGGUUUGAUGGGUUAAAUAUGGAGAAUCUGCCAAAGGAUUUCGUCGUCUUUCAUCUCAACAACCCUCAGAUUUCCUCACAACCCCAUAAAGAUCCAAACUUUACCAAGCCUCCCCAAUUGGGAGAACCUCAGCAGGCAAAUUCCAGCCAAACCCAUGUUAAUCUUGAUUCCUGUUUUGCCCCAUCUUCACAGAACGCCUCGAGUUCCAGCUCCGAGGUUCGGUCCGAUUCGACCUUCAUUGUCCCCUGGGUCUCGGUCGAGCUCGAGCCAAACUACUCGUCCAGUCUCCUCGCGAGAUGGCUGACCCCAGGUGGCGACCAUUGCCGGGACUCGAAAACCGUCGACAUACGGAUCUCCAAAAUCGAUGGCGAAAGCAGAGAAAUCGAGCUAUCGACAGGGGAUGUGCACGAGUUCAGUUUCCAGGCUCUGGAUGAUUUGGGCUCCCCACAUUGUUUGGGAGGGGACUAUUUCGAAAUCGACCUCUCGGGCGAAAAAUGGAAGUCCCGGCCACCGAUCAAGGAUUUAGGGAACGGGACCUACACGUUUUCCCUCCAAGUCCACCCUAACUUCCCAGGGGAAUACAAUCUGACCAUAAUCCUUUUAUUCCGAAGCUACGAGGGCCUGAAAUUCUCUCCUGCGCGCUUUGCGUUCGACCGGACACUCCGCGUGGUCCCAAUCAGAUUCCGGACAUCCCAAUCCCUCCUGCCUGGAAUUAAAAAAUGCGAUAAAAAAUCCGAUUUUUCAAGGGACAUAUGGUCGGGCAGGUGGACCCGACAUGCCAAGAACGACAGCUGCAUGAUCGAGAAUGACGGGAGGUACAGAUGCCAGGUGUCGAAUUUCCCCUGCCAGAAGCCCUGGUGCUGGGGCCCGUUGGGCCUAUUGGAGAGCAAUGGGUGGGUUUACUCUGCCCAUUGCUCGUUUGGGCUGUUUUCAGGUCACGAGGCCUGGGAUUGUCUGGCCGGCAGGUGGAUUUUCUGGUGGGGAGACUCGAACCAUUGUGACACAAUUCGGAACCUACUCAAUUUCGUGCUGGGCGUGCACGAUGUGGCGGCGGUGCCGAGAAUAUUCGACAGAAAUAUCACAAACCCAUCAAACCAGGCCCAGACGGUCCGGUUUACGAGCAUCUUCAAUGGGCACCCGAACGAUACGGGCAACUACCAGGGCCUGAACUCGUUAAUCAAUCCCGAGUAUAGAAAUUUGAUCAAAGGCUAUUUCUCGGGCGAUGUGGUCCCGGAUACGGUUAUUAUGAACUCAGGUCUGCACGACGGGGUUUUCUGGCCCAAUAUCCGGGGUUUUGUGAAGGGGGCAGAUUUCACGGCCGCCUUUUGGGCUGAGGUUGUGGGAGGGGUUAGGGAGAGAGGGCUCGUUGUGCCCGAGAUUAUAUACCGGACUACAGUGGCAACGGGAGGGUAUGCAAGGAAAUUGGCGUUCAAUCCCGCGAAAAUGGAGGCUUUUAAUGGGGUGGUGCUGGAUAAGAUGAGGGCUCACGGGGUGCUCGAUCGGGUUGUCGAUGAUUUCGACAUGACGUACCCGUGGCAUUAUGAUAACCGGUGUAACGACGGGGUCCACUACGGGCGGGCCCCCCUAAAAAUGAGGUGGAAGGACGGUCUGAUCGGGCACCAGUACUUCGUCGACCUCAUGCUCUGUCAUGUGUUAAUGAACGCGCUGUGUGUGAGGUGA